Messenger RNA from Mesorhabditis spiculigera, 1251 nucleotides. The record is from the annotation of a GenBank genome assembly. Lineage: Eukaryota; Metazoa; Nematoda; Chromadorea; Rhabditida; Rhabditidae.
AUGCUCGGCCACCUGAAGUUACUCAUCGUCGCCGUCACGGCCGUCUCCGCCCAGUUCAGAAUCCCGGGACAAGCGGGCUCCCAAUCUGGCCCGCAACCUGGCCAACAAGGCGGUCAGCAACCGCAGCAACCCGGCCAGUUUGGCCAGCAACAACAAGGCCAACAGGGCCAACAGGGACAGCAGAUUCUCGCGUGGCAGCAGAACGGCCAAAAUGGAAUGAACAACCAGAACGGACAGCCGGGAGGCCAGCAGACGUUUCCUAACCAACAAAACGGCCAAUUCGGCAACCAACAACAAGGCCAACAAGGUCAAUUCAGCCAGGGCCAAAACGGCAACCAGCAAAUCUUCCCCGGACCCGGCCAACCCAUCAACUCGAACACAAACGGCGCCAACGGCUACCAGCCCUGGGGCCAGAAUCAGAACCAGGGCGGUCAGCAAGGAGGCCAGCAGGGAGGGCAAUUCGGAGGUCAGCAAGGAGGCCAGCAGCAGCUCCCCUUCGGCAACCAGAACAACCAGAACCAAGGAGGCCAGUUCGGGCAGCAGGGCCAACAAGGGCAGUUUGGCGGCCAACAGGGCCAGCAGGGUCAGAUCGGCGGAUUUGGGCAGAAUCAGGACAACGGCAACCUGGAGAAGAACACUUUCGGCAACUCGAUGACGACGCUGCCCGACUUUGUCAUCCAAGCCCCGGUCGAAGCUCGCCAAGCUUUUGCCCAAAUCAUUCAGCAGACCAAUCAAACCCUGGCGCAACGUGACGCGGCGCUGCUCAAGUGGUCCAACACGUACAAUGUUACGGCCCAGUACAACACCUACGUCGCCAAGGAGACGAACACGACAUUGCAGCUGCAGAGCAACGCCACCCAGACCCUUGUGGAAAUGCAAAAGGUCCUCGCCAAGCUGUUCGCCCUCCAGAAGAACACCUCCCUGACGACGCAGCAGAUCGUCCAAACCAUUGAGACGACCUUGUCGACGAUGAGCAACGACAAAAGGGCCCUGCUUGCACAGAUCCUCCGAAUCGCCGGCGGCCAAACACAGCCCCAACAGCCGAACGGAAACGACUUCAACCAGAACGGGCAAAACGGAAUGAACGGAAAUAAUGGAAACAACGGAAAUAAUGGCUUUAACAACGGAAAUGGCCAAAAUGGAUUCAAUGGAAACAACGGCUUCAACAGCCAAAACGGACAAAACGGACAGAAUGGGUGGCAACCCAGGGACUACUCGAAUAAUUUUGGCGUUAAUGUGAUGCAUGUGUCG